Molecule: messenger RNA, 1299 nt
Organism: Protomyces lactucae-debilis
Lineage: Eukaryota; Fungi; Ascomycota; Taphrinomycetes; Taphrinales; Protomycetaceae
Exons: 1
Coding region: 1-1299 (432 amino acids)
Source: RefSeq, a predicted model, not a curated record
AUGCUUUGCGCACCAGUCACGCUUGGCAUGUUUGCAUCAGAGGGCUUUGCACUGGUGCUCCUGAUAUUUUUGGCCAUGCGUUACCGCGACAACUUGCGUACUAUGCACAUACGCAGUCCAAAUCAAGUCUGGUCUAUUCUAUUCGCCGUUUUCCUCGGCUCAGCAACAAUAGCGAUAUCGCUCCUUUGGUCAAUGGCGUAUUUGAAAUGUUUAGAUACGUCAAAUACGCUCGUCGAGGUUCUCGGCCCAGGUCGCGCGGCUUACGAAUGUCGUCCAUGGCAAUUCUUAUCAAGAGCAAAUAAGUAUGCUGUUUUUAUGAUCUAUUACAAUAGCUGUGCUAUCGCAACAAUCGCAUUCCAGUUGCUUGUGCUAGAGCGUUACCGCAAAAUAUCGCACUUAUUCCCCAAGGUGGUAGAACAAUAUGGGCUGCGGAUCUAUCUCAGCAUCUAUGGAGUUGCGAGUGCACUGGGCUGGACUCUUGGCAUUGCUGAGCUCUUCAUCUCACCCUCGACCAUCAUCAGUCGAGCGUCGAUUAUCAAUACCCUGUCAUCCGUGGGCUACUGCAUUUGGAUUGCAUCUACUGGCAUCACUGACGCAAUACUAGGCUGGGUGAUUGUCACACAGAUCAGACGGGGUCGCAGAGAAAUGUCUAUGGGAGACACGUCGCACUCGUACAUGAUUGGAAGACUAGGCACACUGCAGAAGCUCUUUGCUCUCAUCGUCUUUUUCGACUGUGGCAUUGUCACGCUCACUUCCCUAAAAAAGACCGAGAGCCACAUCAUCCAUGGGCACAUAUUCGCAUGGGAGAUUGCGGGAAUCGAAGUAUCGGCGACCAUCCUGCAUGCGACCAUGACACUCUGCUUCAUGCAGAUGCUGGCAGGGGUCUUGUCUUCCUCGCAACCUCAGUUCGACUUUGUUGUGCGCAACAAAGGUUUGCAAACUGGAACAGCCACGCAAGGCGAGUGGUCAGAGCGACCGAAGCGGCCCGCGCUUGCCUGCAUUCAGAAGCCAUCACAGGCAAAGCUUGGUAGUACAGAGAAGGUCAUCAAAGAACAUGAGCUAGACUGCUCGGCGCUCGAUGUCCUCCAAUACCAAGAUACUGAGAGCAGUAAUGGACGGCGAGGCACUGUAGUGACCUUCAAUUCUGCUCUGUCUUUGCCGGGCUCGUCACUCAAGAGCCCAGUGAUGUUGCUUUCGGAAAACGAGAUGGAGGAAGACGCCCUUCUGAGAUUACCCAACAGUCCAUCUUUGCAAGCUUUUGCCAAUUACGACAUGCGGCAAGCUGGAGCAUAUUCAUGA